Fukomys damarensis (Damara mole-rat) is the source of this 4655-nucleotide messenger RNA. RefSeq names its product ninein like (gene Ninl). Gene Ontology annotation, molecular function: calcium ion binding. Gene Ontology annotation, biological process: microtubule anchoring at centrosome. The coding region runs from base 197 to 4036 and encodes 1279 amino acids. Gene Ontology annotation, cellular component: centrosome. NCBI's taxonomy places the organism in Eukaryota, Metazoa, Chordata, Mammalia, Rodentia, Bathyergidae. The transcript is spliced from 23 exons. The record is from RefSeq and is a predicted model, not a curated record.
AACUAUUGAGGUUCUACUCAUUUCAAAUUCAAAAAAAUACUACUGUGAGAAACCAAGAGUUGCUCUCUGUCUGGAAUACUGUCCCCAGCUCUGCAGUUGGCUGCUGCGGGCCGGCCAGGUUUUUGGGUGGUUUUGAUGUGCACGCAUGUUGCACAUGUGGACUCCUGAGGAAGAUUAAAUAAAUAAUUCAGUUUUGAUGAAGAAGAAACCAAAGAGGCCUCUAGACUGCCCGGCCUGCUAUGGGAUGGACGAAGACGAUAAUCACUAUGUCUCACAGCUCAAGGAUGUCUACAGCAGUUGUGACAGCACAGGGACAGGCUUUCUGGACCGAGAGGAGCUGACCCAACUCUGCCGGAAGCUCCACCUGGAGAAGCAGCUGCCUGCCCUCCUGCAUACUCUACUUGGAGACAACCACGUUACCAGGGUCAACUUCGAGGAGUUUAAGGAAGGGCUCGUGGCUGUGCUGUCGUCCAAGGCUGGUGGCAACUCCAUCAGUGAAGAAACUGGUUCUUUGCAAUCAGCUGCCUCCAAUGCUGUCCCACCAAAGUAUGUGAGUGGCUCCAAGUGGUACGGCCGUCGGAGCCAGCCAGAGCAGAGGGCUUCUGCCACCAAAGCCAGAUGCGGACCAGAGCAGCAGACCAGGGCCGGCUUGAAGAGCCAGCUCCGCCGCUUCAUGUCCCUGGAGAGUGUGGAGAGUCUCAAGUCCGAUGAGGAAGCCGAAAGUCCUAGAGAACCUCAGGAUGAGCUGUUCGAAGCCCAAGGGCAGCUGCAAACCUGGGGCUCCGAGGUCUUUGGGAGCCCUCAGAAGUCCUGUAGCCCCUCCUAUCCCUCAUCUGAGAGCCAGGUCCAGAUCAUCUGGGAGCAGCUAGGAGUUGGUAGCCGUGGUCACCUGGAUGAGCAGGAGCUGGCUUUUGUCUGUCGGAGCAUUGGGCUCCAUGGACUCAAGAAAGAGGAGCUCAAAGACCUGUUCCACAAACUGGAUCAAGAUGGUGAUGGCAGAGUGAGUCUCGCAGAGUUCCAGCUUGGCCUGUGCAGUCACAAACCCAUGCUGCUUCCAGAAUCUUCUACUCCAGUCAAACCAAGCUGGCCCUGGUCCCAUUGCCAGGUGCAGGUCCCAGAGGAGAGCGGCUGUCACACAGCCACCACUACCUCCUCCCUUGUGUCCAUGAGCUGUGGCCUGCGCCUCUUCUCCAGCAUCGACGAUGGCAAUGGUUUUGCCCUUCCAGAGCAGAUCAUCACCACCUGGGCCCAGGAGGGCAUCCAUAGUGGCCGGAAGAUCCUGCAGAGUCUGGACUUCAGCCUGGAUGAGAAGGUCGACCUCCUGGAGCUAACCUGGGCCCUAGACAAUGAGCUCCUGACAGUUGACAGUACCAUUCAUCAGGCAGCCCUGGCCUGCUACCGCCAGGAGCUCAGCUACCACCAAGAGCAGGCAGAGCAGCUGGUGCAGGAGCGAAACAAGGCCAGGCAGGAUCUGGAGCGGGCCGAGAGGAGGAGCCUGGAGCUCGUGAGGGAGAUGGAUGAUAGCCAUGCCGCCCUGGAGCAGCUCACGGAGCAGAAGAUGGCGCGCCUGGAGCAGGACUACCGAGGAAGGCUGAGCCUCCUGCGGGCAGAGGUAGAGGCAGAGCGGGAGCUGAUCUGGGAGCAGGCCUGUAGGCAGAGUGCCAUACUGGAGCAGGACCUGGACCACCUGCGGGCUGAGGAGGCCGGCCUGCGCCACAGGCUGGGACUGGCAGCAAAGGAAAACAGCCGGUUACAGCAGGAGAUCCUGGAGGUGGUGAGAAAGCUUUCAGAUUCAGAGAAGCUGGUCCUGAAACUGCAGGGUGACCUGGAGUUCGUGCUGAGAGAAAAGCUGGAGCCACAGGGCGUGGAGCUCCAGGCCCAGGAGGAGCGGUCUGCAGCUGUCUUGAAGGAAUACAAGCUCAAGUGCCGGGACCUACAGGACCAGAACGAUGAGCUGCAGGCCGAGCUGGAGAGCCUGCGGGUGCAGCUACCCCAGAGUCGGAGUCGGAGUUGGCAACGCCCUGCUGGGCAUGCAGGACACCGUGCAGCAGGUGUGUUCGUGGACAACUCCAGUCCAGUGAGCCUAGAAACGGAGAUCAUGGUGGAGCAGAUGCGGGAGCACUGCCAGGAACUCAGGACCCAGCUGGAGGCCAAGGUGAAUUCCUAUGAGCGGGAAAUCGAGGCCAUGAAGAACAACUUUGAGAAGGAGAGGUUGGAGCUACAGCAUGCGCAGCGGCAGGAGGUCGCAGUGCUGGAGGCACAGAGAGCAGACCUGGAGGUGCUGUGUGCCAAGUCACAGGAAGUCAUCCUGGGCCUGCAGGAGCAGCUACGGGACUCAGCAGGUGGCCCUGAGCUCUCUCGGGCUGGCCUAACCUCCUGCUGUGCACCAGUGCUCUGUGACCUGGCCCAGCGGCUGGACGAGCACGUGCGGUGGCAGCACCAGGGCGAGCUGCGGCAGAUCAGGCAGGAGGCAGCAGAGGAGCUAAGCCGGACACUGUCCCGGCUGGAAGCCCAGCAUGACAUACACUGCAAGAGCCUUGUGCUACGGCAUCGGCGUGAGAAGGACCGGCUGCAGCAGGCACACCUGCAGCGGGAGGAAGAGGUGCUCGCGCACUGCCAGGAGCAGCAGCAGAGGCUGCAGGCAGCCCUGGGUGAGGAGCAGGCGGAGAUGUGCAGGUCCUUUGCCUUGGAGAGGAAGAGACUGGAGCGUGCCCACCGCGAGCAGGUGGGGGGCCUGGUCCAAGAAGCAGAAGCGCUGAGGGCCCUGCUGCGAGGCGGAGCCAUAGCGACCACGGAAAAGGAGCAGCAAGAGACACCCAGCUCCGUGUCCCCGUGCCUGGGCACCCAUGGGGGAACGCAGGAGCCAGUGGGAGAUGGGCCUGGCCAGGCCUGCUGUAUGGACACUGUGUCCAGAGGGCCCCUGGAGAGCCUCGACCACGAACAGAGCUGCUUGGGUCUGUUGGAUGCAGAGGAAGCAGCUUCUGUCUCUUGUGAGAAGAGGCCACACAUGCAGCCACCUGGGCAGAAUGAGGGGACCGACCCUGAGGAGCCACCACCUUCUGCAAGGGCCACAGUGAGCCUGAGCUGGCCUGAUGUCCAGGAGCCCUCAGGGGAUGCAGGGGAAGAUGGUAUCCUGCAGAUCACGCUCCAGCACCACCCAGGGUCCCUGCCACCCCACCCUGAGUUCCCACACCCAGCAGGAGAAACUGAGGCAGACAUGGUGGAGAAAGAGAAGAAUGACAUGAAAAUCAAACUUUUACAGCUGGAAGAUAUUGUUCGGGCUCUCGAGAGAGAAGCAGAUUUGAGAGAGAAUGACAGGGUGGUACUCCAGAGGCUUUCUGAAGAAAAUGGUUUGUUGAAAAAUGACCUGGAGAGGAUUCAGCAGAAACUUGGAGCUGCAGAGCACAUGAGUGACUUGCAGAGGCAGGAGAUUGAGGCUCUGAAGAGAGACAAGGAGAAGGUCUGCUUUGAAAUGGACGAGCUCAGCAUCCAGAACCAGAAAUACAAGAAUGAAGUGUCACAGCUCAACUGCAGGGUCCUUCAGAUGGAAGGGGUCGCUUCCACCCAUCAAGCCCAGAAUGAGGAGAACCUCGCAGCUGCUCGACUAUUAACACAGAAGCUGGAGGAAGUGGGGCGCCGUGAGGAACAGCAGUGUGCCCAGAUCCAGAAGCUUGAAGUUGAACUUGAGCAUAUGAAUCAGCAAUGUCAGAGCCUGAAACUAGCACGAUCAGAGCUGACAGAGAACCAUGAGGAAGGCCAGGACCAGCAGAAGCAGGAGCAGCUGAAUACCAGGGCAAGGCCAGCAGUAGAGGUGGAGCAACUCCUGUGGGAGAAGCUAGAUCAGUUGGAGAAGAGCACCAGAUCCGGCCUGCUGCUCAAGGAGCUCUAUGUGGAAAAUGCUCACCUCACAAAGGCUCUUCAGGUUGCUGAGCAGAAGCAGUGGGGUGCUGAGAAGCAAAACCGCAUCUUGGAGGAGAAAGUUCGAGCUCUCAACAUGCUGAUCAGCAAGCUUGCACCUGCAGCUCUCUCUGUGUAGGCUGCUUGCCUUCCUAGAAUUCACCCUAGGGAACAUCUUUUGACAUGAUACAGGAAUGCAGUGAAUGUCCGCUGCAGGGUAAUGCGCACAGGGUAGCAGGCCGCGCCCUUGUCAGUGGUCCUGGAAAACUCCCCACCGUCUGCUCCCAGUUUUGCCACUCACUGAGCUCAGGGACUCAGCAAAGAAUGACAAAGAAACAGGUGAAAUGCUUAGUGCUGUGCUUUUGUCUGGAAAACAGUGCAGAAUCAGGACUCUGUGUGCUCUUCCCAUUUCAUUGCAGCAACACUCAGAUCACAGAGGCGCUGGACGGUGAGUCCCUGUGCUCCACUGACUCCCUGUGCUGUGCACAGACAUCCUGGACUCAGGAGGGACAAAUGCCCCUUUAGGGCCUCGGUGGUAUCUGGGCAGGGCUGGUCUAACUAAGGUCUGUAGACUCAGGAUGAUGGUGUGUUGCAAAUACAAUCAUUUCCUCACUGAAACGUCAUCACACUGGAGAUUACACAUGUUGAAAAACUAUAGUUUUAUAUCUGAAACAUACAUACAUUAUGGCCAUUUGGUUUAGCAGAAUGUACUACUGUAAUGUGAAAUCACUGUAUUUUUGCCAUAAAUUCUUUUCUAU